Molecule: messenger RNA, 1249 nt
Organism: Anopheles moucheti
Lineage: Eukaryota; Metazoa; Arthropoda; Insecta; Diptera; Culicidae
Product: alpha-tocopherol transfer protein-like
Exons: 5
Coding region: 226-1224 (332 amino acids)
Cellular component (GO): membrane
Molecular function (GO): phosphatidylinositol bisphosphate binding
Source: RefSeq, a predicted model, not a curated record
CCGACAAACCGGACAGAAGUGAUCGUCCGAUCGUCGCAGCUGCUCGCGGAAGAGAAGCGUUUGUUCCUGUAGGGAGGAAACGGUAGUGAUCUGGCGUGUGUAGUGUGCAGAAUUCCACAGCUGCCCAUCCCUUUCCCAUCCGCUUUUGGCGAACAAGUCGGUAGAAUUCCGUAAUCCUAUCCGCUUCGACAGUCGCUGAAGGUGAAGUCAAUAGGCACACACAGAAUGAAGAACACGAAAGCCAUCACGAAGGCGGACGAGUAUCGGUUCAAGCUAUCGGACGAGCUGCUACUGAUCGCCAAGGAGGAACUCCGCGAAACGCAAGCGGCACGGGACCAUGCGUUGCAGAUGUUGCGCGAAUGGGCUGAAAAGAAUCCUCGCAUCGUUAAGAUCCGGAUGGACGCAAACUUUUUCCUAAAGUUUCUGCGCGCCAAAAAGUUUCAGAUUCCGGUGGUACAGGAAAACAUCGAGCGGUACGUGCUGCUGAAGAAUGCGUUCGAGGGUGCGUUUAAAAAGCUUGACUGCCGGCUGCCCAAAAUGGCCAAGUUAAUCGAUGACGGGUACAUGUUUGCACUACCGGAACGUGACCGUGAAGGUCGGCGUGUGAUUUUCUACCGUCCGGGUGUGUUCGAUCUGCGCGAGUACACCAACGCGGACAUGCUGAAGAUUCACGGCAUCUGUUACGAAACACUGAUGGCUGAUGAGGAGAAUCAGAUCCGGGGGUUCAUACAUGCGGGCGUUGGUACCGGUAUCGGAUUGCCGUACCUAACGCUGUUCACAAUCAAGGAAGCGGUAAGGAUCGCUAAAAAUGGCGAAAAGAUCCUGCCGAUGCGGCACCGUGAGAUGUACGGGUGCAACAUCAGCCCGGCGAUGAAGAUGGCGGUCGACUUCGGGAUGUCGUUGAUAUCGCAGAAGCUGCGCGACCGCAUUCGGCUGUACACGGACAUCAAGGACAUCGAGCUGGAGAAGCGGCUGCUGCCGAAGGAGUACGGCGGUGAGAUGCCGAUGGCGGAGAUGAUCCGGCUGUGGAAGCUGGAACUCGAAGCGUACCGUACCCGGCUGCUGGCGGAUGAUGAGAUGUCGGUAAACCUGAGCAUGUACUCGGACGCGGCAAAGGAAGGUUCGGUCGGUGCGCUAAAGCAGCCACUGAACGGGUGCACGGGAGCAAGCGACAACUCGACGUACGGGUUGGCCGGUAGUUUCCGAAAGCUGGAAGUGGAUUGAGCGAAGGAUAUAUAACGCAUACAAA